Contarinia nasturtii (swede midge) is the source of this 1627-nucleotide messenger RNA. RefSeq names its product tubulin beta-1 chain (gene betaTub56D). Bases 169 to 1512 code for a protein of 447 amino acids. Gene Ontology annotation, molecular function: GTPase activity; GTP binding; structural constituent of cytoskeleton. Gene Ontology annotation, biological process: mitotic cell cycle; microtubule cytoskeleton organization. Lineage: Eukaryota; Metazoa; Arthropoda; Insecta; Diptera; Cecidomyiidae. The record is from RefSeq and is a predicted model, not a curated record. Gene Ontology annotation, cellular component: microtubule; cytoplasm. The transcript has 3 exons.
UCAUCGCAGUCUUCAAUUUGUGUGCGGCACUUGAAGAGAUAAGUCGAGUUUUAUUCAAGUCGUUCUAACGAAUAAAAGAAAAACAGUUUUUGCAGUUUUUUUGCAUUUUAAAACAAGAAAGUAAAUUUUUUUAAGUGUUCUAUUUAAAAGAAAACAACCCAAUUCAAAAUGAGAGAAAUCGUUCAUAUUCAAGCUGGUCAAUGCGGUAACCAAAUUGGUGCUAAGUUCUGGGAAAUCAUCUCCGAUGAACAUGGUAUCGAUGCUACCGGAGCCUACCAUGGUGACAGUGAUUUGCAAUUGGAGCGCAUCAAUGUUUAUUACAAUGAAGCAUCCGGUGGCAAAUAUGUGCCACGUGCCGUUCUUGUAGAUUUGGAGCCAGGUACCAUGGAUUCAGUUCGUUCAGGACCAUUCGGACAAAUUUUCCGUCCGGAUAAUUUUGUGUUCGGACAAUCUGGUGCCGGUAACAAUUGGGCCAAAGGACAUUAUACCGAAGGUGCUGAAUUGGUCGAUUCCGUAUUAGAUGUUGUACGAAAAGAAGCCGAAUCAUGCGAUUGCCUGCAAGGUUUCCAACUUACUCACAGCUUGGGUGGUGGUACUGGAUCUGGUAUGGGUACAUUGCUCAUUUCGAAAAUCCGCGAAGAAUAUCCAGACAGAAUAAUGAACACAUAUUCAGUUGUACCAUCACCAAAAGUGUCAGACACUGUUGUUGAACCAUACAAUGCCACAUUGUCGGUCCAUCAAUUGGUUGAGAACACCGAUGAAACAUACUGUAUUGAUAAUGAAGCCUUGUACGACAUUUGCUUUAGAACACUUAAGCUCACCACACCAACCUACGGAGACUUGAAUCAUUUGGUAUCAUUGACAAUGUCCGGUGUUACCACAUGUCUUCGAUUCCCUGGUCAAUUGAAUGCCGAUUUACGUAAAUUGGCUGUCAAUAUGGUACCAUUCCCACGUCUUCAUUUCUUCAUGCCUGGUUUUGCACCACUCACAUCACGUGGCUCACAACAAUACCGUGCCCUCACCGUUCCAGAAUUGACACAACAAAUGUUCGAUGCCAAGAACAUGAUGGCUGCCUGCGAUCCACGACACGGUCGUUAUCUCACUGUUGCUGCCAUCUUCCGUGGUCGCAUGUCAAUGAAAGAAGUCGACGAACAAAUGUUGAAUAUUCAAAACAAGAACAGCAGCUACUUCGUCGAAUGGAUUCCAAACAACGUGAAAACAGCCGUUUGUGAUAUUCCACCACGUGGUUUGAAAAUGUCAGCUACAUUCAUUGGCAACUCAACCGCCAUUCAAGAAUUGUUCAAACGUAUCUCUGAACAAUUUACUGCUAUGUUCCGUCGUAAGGCUUUCUUGCAUUGGUACACUGGCGAGGGUAUGGAUGAAAUGGAAUUCACCGAAGCCGAGAGCAACAUGAACGAUCUCGUAUCGGAAUACCAACAAUAUCAAGAAGCCACCGCUGAUGAAGACGCUGAGUUCGACGAAGAACAAGAAGCCGAAGUUGAUGAAAACUAAAUGGUCCGCACCAGCGCAUCACUCAACUCAAAAUCAGCAUAUAAACAAAAAAACAACAAAUGAACAACAAAAACAAAACAGCAUAAAUAAAAAUCUCUAUGUAUUUUGUGUGAAU